Messenger RNA from Nerophis ophidion (straightnose pipefish), 1960 nucleotides. It is a transcript of the gene dnajb13, whose product is annotated as DnaJ heat shock protein family (Hsp40) member B13. Gene Ontology annotation, molecular function: protein-folding chaperone binding. The coding region runs from base 876 to 1823 and encodes 315 amino acids. The transcript is spliced from 9 exons. Gene Ontology annotation, cellular component: cytosol. The record is from RefSeq and is a predicted model, not a curated record. NCBI's taxonomy places the organism in Eukaryota, Metazoa, Chordata, Actinopteri, Syngnathiformes, Syngnathidae.
GCCAGAUGAGGUGGUUCGGGCAUCUGGUCAGGAUGCCACCCGACACCCUCCUUGGGGAGGUGUUUAGGGCAUGUCCGACCGGCAGGAGGCCACGGGGAAGACCCAGGACACCUUGGGAAGACUAUGUCUCUUGGCUGGCCUGGGAACGCCUCGGGAUCCCCCCGGGAAGAGGUGGACGAAGUGUCUGGAGAGUGGGAAGUCUGUGCUAAAAAAGAAAAGGAAAGAAAAUAGGCUCUGUAUACAAUGUCUGUGCUAAAAAAGAAAAGGAAAGAAAAUAGGCUCUGUAUACAAUAAUAUCACUGUGUUGCUAAAUUACCGCUGGACUGCAUCAGUGUAAAUUUAUUGGAUUAUAGCAAUUUUAUUUACGUUUUUUGUGUGUACCCGACCAAUAUAGUUUCGCCUUUACCCUUAGUUGACUGUCCCUUAACUCCUCCCCUCAGCUGGCGUCUCCUAGCAACUGAUGUAAACACUUCUACUGUUGUGGAAGAGGUUGUUAAUUGUUGGUGUUCGCAAGCGUGUUACUACGCUUUGAAAACAUUGCCAAUGAAGCUUUUUCAUGUUAUUCGUGCGAUGAAUUGAUAAUUGAAGACGAAAUUUACAAAUAUUUUGUCAAAUUUACUGGGCGGACUUGUGACGUCGGGUGGAUAUAACGCCAGCCAUCAUUCGCUUCACAAGAACUCAGGUUAUCUAUCCCUAUGGUAUUCUAGGGCCAUCAUCCGUAUCUAUAUGUUUACCGGAUUAAAGACUUGGACUGCUAAAAUAUUUUAGGAUUGUUUGUUUUCAUGCAAAUCCUCGUCACGUGUGGAUAAAAAAUAUACUUGACUAGGCUUUAUUGUAUUCAAUUAUUGGUUAAUUUUCGCAAAGAAGAAAAAAACAUGUGCAGCGAAUACUACGAGAGGCUUGAAAUAAACCGGAAUGCUACAGACGCAGACAUUAAAAAGGCGUAUCGACGCCUUGCACUCAAGUUUCAUCCGAGCAGCAACAAAGAACCAGAAAGUGCAGAGAUAUAUUACCUACUGGGGGAAGCCUACGACGUUUUGAGUGACCCUCGCAAAAGGGCAACCUAUGACAAGUUUGGAGUGGAAGGUCUCAAAGGUGGAAUCCCUUACGAGUUUGGGAGCGGCGGAGCUUGGUCGUCUAAAUAUGUGUACCACGGAAACCCUGACAAAACCUUCCGACAGUUUUUCGGCAGCGACAACCCGUUUGCAGACUUCUACACAAAUGAAGCCCCACUGCUGCUGGGGGGCCUCCUGCCAGAAGAGGUAAAAACACAGGACCCCCCUAUUGAGAGGGAUCUCCAUUUGUCCCUGGAUGACCUCUUUCAUGGUUGUACCAAAAAAAUCAAAAUAUCUCGUAGGGUUAUGAAUGAUGAUGGCUACACUUCUGGUAUUAAGGAUAAGAUUUUAUCAAUAGAUGUCAAACCUGGUUGGAAAGAAGGCACAAGGAUUAUUUUUUCUAAAGAAGGGGAUCAGGGUCCAGGCAAGAUCCCUGCAGAUAUCGUGUUCAUUGUGCGCCAGAAGAGUCACCCUCUGUUUAUAAGACAAAACAAUGACCUGAUUUAUAAGGCCCAAAUCUCUCUCGCAAUGGCAUUGACAGGCUGUUCUGUCAAUGUGGAUACACUCGACGGCCGACUACUCAACGUUCCCAUCAACGACAUCGUACACUUCACUUACCAAAAAGUGGUGACUGGAGAAGGGAUGCCACUUUCCCAGAAUCCUUCCCAGAGAGGAAACCUCAUCCUCACUUUUGGCAUACAGUUUCCUGAGCGUCUCUCUCCUGAGAGAAAGGAUCUCAUCAAACAAGCACUGCUUUUUAAAAUUUGAUUACGUCUGGAGUAUUUAUCAACAUGACAGGUUCUAUGAAGAUGAACGUGGAAUCUACUGCAGUGGUGCUCAUGGUCCCGUGCUGCUGCUGCUGCAUGGAGGAGGACACUCUGCUCUCUCCUGGGCAGUCUUCACUG